Molecule: messenger RNA, 1867 nt
Organism: Tympanuchus pallidicinctus (lesser prairie-chicken)
Lineage: Eukaryota; Metazoa; Chordata; Aves; Galliformes; Phasianidae
Gene: SCARB1
Product: scavenger receptor class B member 1
Exons: 12
Coding region: 65-1570 (501 amino acids)
Biological process (GO): cholesterol import; cholesterol efflux; recognition of apoptotic cell
Cellular component (GO): cytoplasm; caveola
Molecular function (GO): lipid binding; low-density lipoprotein particle binding; scavenger receptor activity
Source: RefSeq, a predicted model, not a curated record
CCCGCCGUAGCGCCCCGCCAGGCCCGGGCCAUAAAGCGGCUGCGGGCGGCCCGCUGCCCGAGCCAUGGGCGCUACUGGGUGGAGGACGGUGGUCGGCCUGGGGGCGGUCGGGGCCGUCUGCCUGCUGCUGGGCGGCUGCCUGCUGCUGGCGGGGCCCGCUAUCAUCAAGAUGCAGGUCUUCAAGAAUGUGAGGAUUGAUCCCAGCAGCAUCGCCUUCAACAUGUGGAGGGACAUCCCUGUUCCUUUUUAUCUGACGGUGAACCUCUUUGAAGUGCAGAACCCUCAAGAGGUCCUCCAGGGAGCAAAGCCAAAGGUGGCCCAGCGUGGACCGUAUGUUUACAGAGAGUUCAAGUAUAAAACAAACAUCACUUUCCAUGACAACGACACAGUCUCCUACCUGGAGUACCGGCAGCUCUUCUUCCGGCCCGACUUGUCCAACGGCACCGAAGAUGAGUACAUAGUGAUGCCCAACAUCUUGAUGUUGGGAGCAGCUGUCAUGAUGGAAAACCUACCCAGUUUUGUGAAGUUCUUGCUGAGUGGGGCCCUGGCUGGCCUGAAGCAGGAGGCCUUCAUUAACCGGACAGUGGGGGAGAUCUUGUGGGGCUAUGAAGACCCUCUUUUAGACACAAUAAAUGCCCUUGUCCCUGGCCUGAUCCCAUUCAAGGGAAAAUUUGGCAUAUUUGUGGAGUUUAACAACACCAAUUCUGGAUUGUUCACAGUGAAUACAGGCAUGAAGAACAUCAGUCAAGUUCAUAUGGUGGAUUCAUGGAAUGGCUUGAAAAAGGUGAACUACUGGCGAAGCAAUCAGUGCAACAUGAUCAACGGGACUGCAGGGGAGAUGUGGCCACCAUACAUGUCCCCAACAUCACUGGAGUUCUACAGCCCCGAUGCCUGCAGAUCCAUGAAACUGGUGUACGAGCAGUCGGGACAGUUCAAGGGGGUGCCCACCUAUCGCUUCGUGGCACCGAAAACGCUCUUUGCCAAUGGCACAGAUUAUCCCCCCAACGAAGGCUUCUGUCCCUGCAGGCAGUCUGGCAUCCAGAACGUCAGCUCCUGCAGGCUAAAUGCACCGAUGUUCAUCUCCCACCCUCACUUCUACAAUGCUGACCCAAGCCUGGUGGAUGCUGUGGAAGGCCUGCAUCCCAGCAAGGAGGAGCACGCGCUCUUCCUUGACGUGCACCCGAUGACAGGCAUCCCCAUGAAUUGCUCCAUCAAGCUCCAGCUGAACCAGUACAUGAAGCAGGUGUCUGGUAUCCUUCAAACAGGGAAGAUUCAGCCAGUGGUGAUGCCGCUGCUGUGGUUUGCAGAGAGUGGAUACAUUGAUGGCUCAGUCCUAUCGCAGUUUUACACCAACCUGGUGCUGAUCCCAUCCAUCCUAGACUACCUGCAGUACAUCUUCCUCGGGCUCAGUGUCCCGCUCAUCAUCUCAGCUGCACUCAUGAUGAUGAGUCAGAAGUCUGCCAAGGAGAAGCACCCACACGACCCCACCACGCAGAGUCCCCAGCCCUCUGAGACCACACCGCUCCUCCAGGACACCUGCAUACAGAGCCACGACACCGCCGAGGCCUGAGCUUGGGAUGGGAACUGCUUCAGAUCACCACCAUUCUCCAGAAGGGGACGAGUCCUGGGCAGCCCCACGGAGGCACAGGGAGUGCACGGCCGGAAAGGCCUUGUCCAGGAACCCAAAACACAGUGUGUGAGGGGCCUUGGCCAGACUGUGCUCAUCACAGCCCUCUCCCCCCGUGGGCAGGCAGGGCUGAAAGCAGCUGCUGGCUCAUCUGUUGUUUUGCAAUGUAAAACUGCCUACUGCCAGGAAUAAAAGGCACUUUAAUAGGAGCCCUUAGAAUAAAUAAGGUUUGUAUAAGUA